Messenger RNA from Cylindrotheca closterium, 2886 nucleotides. The record is from the annotation of a GenBank genome assembly. NCBI's taxonomy places the organism in Eukaryota, Bacillariophyta, Bacillariophyceae, Bacillariales, Bacillariaceae.
AUGCCAGUCACCAACAGCAAUGGAUCCGAAAACUUGGACGAAUCCAACAAGAGCAGUACCAGCACUAAAGAUGAGAAUGGAUACAGCAAAGAUGCGGCUCCCUCUAUUGACUUUCUAAAGGACGAAAGAUCCUCCAUGACCUAUGGGCGUCGAAUAGCGCUCAGUUUAAUGAACCAGAAAUGGUACAAUCCUCAAGUCGAGGUCAAAGAUGGAGUGGAAAUUGAUGGAAGUGCCAGAACGGGACAAUCCGGUAACCCGAAUACAGUCGUGGCCAAACCAUCUUUGGAAAAAGCCUGGGCCUACUUUGAACACUUUGCAUUGAGUCGGUAUCUUAUUGAUGAGACUGCGGAUUCUUCGGAUCGCAAACGAGCCGAACCAGGAGAAAACGAUGUACCCACUCGCCUGUAUAGUCCCAUUCGGCUACCUCACGCUCAACUGGGAGAUUUUGGAAUUGGAAUUGGACUCUACUUUUCCACGCUGAGGCUCAUUUUGUUCUUGGCCGUUUUAUGCGGUCUCAUUAGCAUUGCCAAUAUUCACUUCUUUGCCAGUUCCAGCUACCAAUCUCCCAGCAAUAGGGACUCCAUCUUUCCCUCAUUAGUGCAGGGAUCUGCUAUUUGUACCGAGACUAACUGGGUAGCCUGUCCAAGCUGCGAAUGCGCCAGUGAUGACCGAGUGACGGCGCACACUUUGAGACGGCAAGAUAUUUUGCCAACGUCUCGGUGUCAGGUUCGGGAAGUAGAUGGAAAUCUCCUCACCUAUGUCCUCAAGAAUGAAUGCGGGGACAUUCCAAUCUAUGUGGGCAUGAUCAAUUAUGCCACCAUCAUUUUGUUUUUCCUCGUCACUUAUGUUUACUUGGGAAUAUUUUUGAAACAACAAGAAACCCAGUUUGACGAGGACGAACAAACGGCACAAGAUUAUUCGAUUCAAGUAGAGAAUCCACCCGAUUCUGCCACAGACCCCGAAGAAUGGCACCGAUUCUUCAAGGACAAUUUUGGUGCCCAUGCAACGGUUGUUACAUGUGCGGUGGAGAACGAUCUCUUGCUUCAUACAUUGGUGGAGCGGCGGGAAUGUUUGCGAAAUAUCGAAUUGAUGUUGGAACCUGGGGAAUCGAACGACGAGCUCAAUAUUGCUCGCAAGGCAGCUUUGAUUGAACGGGAUCGGUCUUUCUUUGCUACAAUGUUGGCCUUGGUGUCCAAAGGAAUUCCCGAAUACUAUUCACGCAUGGUAUCUCUGAGCGCCAAGGUGAAGGGGUUGGCACAGCUUUCGUAUCCCUGUACCAACGUGUUUGUGACCUUUGAGACCGAAACCGCCCAACGAGAUGUCCUCGAAAAAAUGUCCGUGGGAAUCGUACAGGCGGAAAAGAACAUCAAGACGGCCGUGGCUGACCCAAAAUACCUAUUUCGAGGAGAACACGUCUUGUACGUCUCGGAACCGGAAGAACCCAGUACGAUUCGAUGGCAAGAUCUAAAUGUGACCCAACUUCAACGAAUCAAGAGUAUCACCGCCACCGGAGCUGUGACCUUUGUUGGAAUUGUUGUGGUCUUUAUUGCUGUCAGUGCAGCCGAUAAUGUAUCUUUGGUUGCCGGUGCCUACACGAUUACAGCUUUCAAUGUUGCAUUUCCGAUCCUCGCAAAGGCCUUGACCAAUUCGGAACCACAUCCUUCCGAAUCCGAUUUUCAGACAUCGCUUUACUUUAAGAUUUCCUUUUUUCGAUGGGUCAAUACAGCGAUUGUGAUUACUAUCGUUACGCCAUUCACUAAUACGCUUUUGGGAGAAGGAGGUCUGAUUACCAAAGUGUAUCAACAAUUCUUUUCUGAGAUUGUGGUGAGCACAGCGUUGCAGCUCACUGAUAUUAUGGGGCACGUCAAUCGUCACAUAAUGGCACCAAGAGCUACCUGUCAAGAUGCCAUGAACUUGUUGUUCAAGGGAACGCAAUGGAGCUUGGCAGAACGCUACACCGAUAUGACCAAAAUUCUUUUCUUGUGCGUAUGGUAUUGUUCCAUUUUCCCUGGAGCAUACUUGAUGUGUGCCGUUUCUCUCUUCUUAAAGUACUACACGGACAAGUUUAGUCUGCUCCGAACAUGGGAACGAGCUCCUCAUCUCGGCAAUGCGAUCGCAUGGAUUAGUCAUGGCGUGUUCUUUCCACUAGCCUUGGUAGCGACGGCUAUCAUGUCAUCCUACUAUUGGGCAGGGUUCCCAUAUGAUAAUCUUUGUCCUGUCGGUCCCCUUGAAGACGCUUCCUACGGUGGCAGCAGCUUCACCGUGGAUGGGAACCUUGAAGAAUUCAAUGAUGCGUUCGAAUACGAAUACUGCCGGCAAAAUUUCUUUGGGAGAGGCGGAAUCUUUCCGUUUGUGUCUCAGAUCCGAAAAGGAGGAGCGAAAUGGAUGACAGAUGAUCAGGAAUUGAUUACUUCGAUAUUUGGUUGGAGUUCCGUGGUCUUUAGUGCCUUGGUACUUAUCAAGUUCCUGAUUGCAUGGGUCAAGGUAUACCGGGCCCUCCAAUCGAGUAGCUACAAGGCGGUCGGUGCCGACAAGCAAAUAGCGUUCAGUACUCUCGACGAAAUAGUCGGCUACAUUCCUCAAAUCUCUAGCGAAUUAUUCUCCUUCCCUUUGAUAGCGUGUAUCUCGGAAGAAGUUGACCCAGAACUUUAUGAAUGGAAUGACCCGGACAAACCAUAUGUGUACUACGACCUUACGGAGGAUGCCCGUAAACUGCUUCUGGGGUCACCUUUUGACUACAAAGAUGGCUUUAGCCGCAUCCAGCACUAUUCUCCAUAUCGCGAGCCACUGCGGGUUGAAAACUUGACGAGUUCCGUCAAACCAAUAGACUUGAUCGUGACAGAUGAUGGCGAAUGGAACAGUGUCAUAGCUCCAAUUGACGCCUAA